Pararge aegeria (speckled wood butterfly) is the source of this 2131-nucleotide messenger RNA. RefSeq lists its product as uncharacterized. The transcript has 4 exons. Gene Ontology annotation, biological process: monocarboxylic acid transport. NCBI's taxonomy places the organism in Eukaryota, Metazoa, Arthropoda, Insecta, Lepidoptera, Nymphalidae. Gene Ontology annotation, molecular function: monocarboxylic acid transmembrane transporter activity. The record is from RefSeq and is a predicted model, not a curated record. Bases 139 to 1971 code for a protein of 610 amino acids.
ACAAGUGGCGGUGAAUUUGAAAAAAUAGAGCAUUAGAUUACAAGAAUUGAUAAUGAUAAGAUAACAGCGCCGUAUCAAGUGCACAACUUAUUGAGCAGCUCAAUUUAGUCAUGAAGUUGUUUUUUAUACGUUGAAACAAUGGAGAUUCCUCAAAAUCGACACACCCAGAGGGGUGAACGGGGUGAAAACAGAUUGGAAGAUCUUCACUUGGAUCGUGUUGUGGCUUCACACCCAGAAAUUGGACCCACCCCUCCAGAUGGUGGAUACGGCUGGAUGAUAGUGCUAUCAGCUUCAAUAUACCAUAUAACAGUGCCCACAGUUUUAAUCUUGUACGGUCUAAUAAUCCUAAAGUCUAUACGCGAGGAUAGCCAUGAAACAGGGGAGAAAAACAGGAUUUGGGACGAGGAUAUCGCGCUUGUGCCUGUUAUUAUGGUCGUGAUCAGACUUCUUCUAGAGUCAUGGUGCAGAGUGGUGGUGAAGGUGCUUAACAUGCCAAGGUUUACAGCCUUAGCCGGACUCUGCUUAACUGUGGCUGGAGUGUUGCUGUCAAGUUACUCCACAAACGAAUUCAGCAACGACCACAUAGUGAGCAUUUUCGCUGGUAUCUUUGCAGGAGCUGGCACCGCAUUGACAGGGCAGCAAACCGAUGUCAUCAUCACGCAUUACUUCAGGGAAAACCUCACGCUCGCCCAAAGACUCGUUCGAAUGGCACCCUCACUAGGCAACGCCUUGAUAUGCCUCUUAGUAGGCUACCUUUGCACUACAUACACGAGUGAUAUAGUCGUCAUGAUGCACGCAGCUAUACUCAUGCAGAACUGUCUGUUCCUGGCAGCUUACACUCGCCCAAUUUACAUUGAAAAAGUCUUAAGAUCAACCUACAACAUGAUCCGGGCGGUUGAAGAUGACGACGAAGUGAUUUUCUCGAAUCAGAACACGCAACAAAGAAUUGUUACAAUCCCGGAGCUGAACAACAGCGCAAGAACAACUCCGAGAACUGCCGCUGAAAAUGUUGUUUCGACACAAGACGAAGAAAAUGACGUUGUGGUAUUCAAUUCAAGGAAAGAUGCAAAGGAAAUCCUCGAUCCAGAAGUGCAGCAGAGGGAAAACAGCACGCAUGCAAGAUUUUCUUCGGAUUUCAGCAAUUACGACAGACCUGAUCGGUUUUCAUCAGAAUUUAGCGUGUUCGAUCGACCAAACAGAUUUUCAUCGGACUUUGGGACACUCGAUGUGUCUAGUUACAGUCGAAUAAGUGGUUACCAAGAGUUGGAAAAUAUCGACAGAGAUGGGCAAACUCCCCAGCCAUUAUACAGAGAAACUACAGUAAAUGCUCCCUCGAAUAGCUUAGCGUUUACCGCAGAUGUGACUCUAGGAACUGCUAGAAGAACGGCGACUAUGAAGAAAAACUUUAUAACUGUGAUGAAUAUGCUAAUAGAUUUGAAUUUCUAUUUGUACACGCUAUUACAUCUGUGCACGACCUUCUCUAUACUUGUGCUUGGUCUGCUGUUUCCAUCUAUGCUGUGGGAGCUGAACCCAUCCAUGAACAUUUGGUCUGUAGCAUCUGUAACAGCGAUCGCCCACACAGCAGCUCUCUGCUUCAUUAUGCUUUGCAUAGCGCUGCCAAAGAAUAUCAACGAGAAGGCGAAAUUAUACGCAACGAUCUGCGUUUGCGGUGCGAUUGGCUUCUAUGGCAUCACUCUAUCGGAACACAAAAGCUUUCUGGCUGUGUGGUGUAUGUUCGCGAGCUUCUCCACCGCAGCCUCCAGCGUAUUACAACAGCCUCUAUACAACGCGCUCAACGAAUUCGACACCACGGCCACAAUUACUACCGCCAACAUGAUAGUGGCGACAGUCAUAAUGGUGUGGUCAGUGGCUUACAACUACGAGUACAAGACAUGCUUCUUCAUCGCCAGUCUUCUGCAGACUGCCACCGCUUGCUUGUUUUUGGCGGCAUCUUUCAGACGUCGAAGAUAGACCAAAGUGCGGCCGUUGAAAGAAUGCGUUCCUGACAUUACUGACGUCUGUCAUGUUCAUAUACACCUAUAGAGUAUGGAGGGUAGAGGUAAGGAGAGUCAUCUUAUAUGGGAGAAAAGUUGAAAAAGUGUCCAGUUGUUGCGCUAAAUAACAGUUCAAA